GCACGCUGUGCUCCUCGCCAAUCCCCUCGAUUCGCUCCUCCUCCAAUCCCCUCCUCCCACCUUCUCUGGUCGUCCUCGCACCAUGCCACACGAAGAGAGGAACGGGUGGCGGCCGGCGGAAGAAGCGCAGCCGCCGCGCGUGUGUCGUCCCGUCGUCGGACCAGCAGGUGGUGGCUAGCGGGAGCAGCGCCGCCGCUGCCGUGCACCGUGUUGUCGCCGGACGAGCAGGUGAUGGCCGGCGGGAGCAGCACAGCCGCCGCCAUCGCUGGGAGGAGCUGCUGCGUCGACUUACCGCCUCGUGCCCCUGAGCUCCGCCUCGAGCUCCAUCUCGAACUUGCGCCCCUGAGAUCUGCCUUGAGCUCCACCUCGACCUUGCGUCGUCAUCCUGCCGGGAGCACAGCUGCUUCCGUCGCUGGUGGUGUGAGCUCAGAGAAAGAACAUGAGGCAUCGUGCUUUGCCUCUUCCGUGCCCAGCUGUGGAGGCCCAAGAUCCACAACCUCCAGCCCUGGGCGUCCUCCUCCCUUACAUGGUCACAGGUCGCAGAGGACGAUGAGAGGCAGCAGAACGGCUUGCUCUCCUACGCCUCUUCAUUCAGAGAUGGAUGGAUUUGGUUAUUUCCCCUGUAGAGAUAGACGAGGGUGCCGAGGCGAGAUGGUUCCAUAUGCACUUUCUUUCACUACAGCUGAUGCCUGGAUUGAUAUUCUUGCAAUCUUACCUGAAGGGACUACACGUGCAUGGGAGAAUCUCAGAAUUAUUUGCUAUGGGGACUCAUCAUGUUUGGUUGUGGGGACUCAUCAUGGUAUCUUGAGGGAAAAGGUUUAGAAAUCCAUUAAAACUGAAUCUUAGGGUUGCUUCAAAGACUAUUUUCACCAGAUCAACAAUUGGCAGAUUUUUAUAACCUCCCCUUGCAAGAUUUUCAAUAUGGUUCUACUGUUUCCACAUGAAGCUUAUUACUUACUGAAAUAUACCGUUUAUUAUGUACAAAGAUUGAUUGACAUCAACUCUGUGAUGUACGGGUAUGCACAACAGCUUACAAGCUUUAUAGGUAUGCACAACAACCUUCAGAUCAAACAUCUCAACUGUACUGUCAAAAUUGGCAUGCCUCCUAUUAUGUUUUUGAAUUGGCUGAUCUGAAAGUAACGACUAAUCCAAGCAUGACCCGAGGAUAGUCUCAUUUAGGACGCAUCCAAGCCGUCUGUUUGCGGUACAACUAAGGUAUUUACAUUGUUGGAUGCAAACUCGGUCAAACGACCAGAAAGCGACUCUAACAAGUAUUUCAGGAAUUACGUUAGAAUUUAACAUAUUUAGAGCUCAAACAACAAUUAUGCUUAAUUUCUUUCCACCUGAAUGAACAAGCAGGGCAUUUUCUACCAACUUAAUAAGAGCUCAGAGAUGAAUAUUAGAUUUUGGCUGAAAUGUUAUUUAUGUGCUAUAGUUGUUUGAGAAGUAAUUCUUUCCUGGUUUUCUAUGCAUUAGAAAAUCAAGAAGUUAAUUCAAGAAUGCCCUAUUUCAAAGAGCCUUGUUUCAGGAGUUGCCUCCUUUGGUUGAGUCUGAAGAGAUUGGUUCAGCUACCGUUGAUCCAGAUCAGCCACCUGCCCUGCCUAAUGAUAAAAGGCAGCUUCUGUUCUUAGUGAGGACAGCUCUGAUGCAUAGGCAUGUGUUGUAAAUAUUUAUGUCCUAUCAUGACUGAAGUUUUAUGUAAAAAAAAUUGUAGGCAUAUGCCGUUGUCAUAUUCAAGCGCACCUUUUCUUUCGGUCUACUAAUAUAAAGCAAGUUUCUACUGCUGACACUAGAAGCAUGUAAUGCUGGAUUAAAGAUAACUCAUGUUUGAUGCUCGUCGGAAUUUUAUCUCGUUUUUCUAGGUUAUAAUCAGAAUGUUCAUGCCUCAAUAAGCAUUUUGUAUCAUGAAGCACUCCAAGAGGUCUCUGUUUUCUUUAUGGAUGUAGUUCUUUGCUAAA
Molecule: messenger RNA, 1958 nt
Organism: Lolium perenne
Lineage: Eukaryota; Viridiplantae; Streptophyta; Magnoliopsida; Poales; Poaceae
Source: RefSeq, a predicted model, not a curated record